UUCAAUUAAAAUCAAUAAAAUUAUUUAUUAAGUUAACAAACAAACACAGUUCCGAUUUUAUAUUAAUAAAAACAAAAAUAUAAUUAUUGUGAAUAUUUUACAAACUGAUUAGAUUAGAUUUUUUUUUGUAUAUGUGUGAAUUUUUUUGCCUUAUUUUUCCUCCGAAUAAAAAUUUGAGAAUUUUUUUUUUUAUUUAAUGAACGAAAAUUGAAUAACACAAACAGAAAAAAAAAUAUUAAUAAGUUGUUGUUGUUUUUUUUUUUUUAUUUUUUCUUUUUCAAUAAUAAUUAACCACGAUGUUAUCAGUUGUCGCGGAAAGUAUUUUACAAACAAUCGUAAAACAUUUUUAUUCUGAAUUUAUUUUUGGUAGUUUUAUAAAUCCAAUUAUUAAAAAGCUUUCAAAUUUGACAUUAGAAAAUUUGAGAGAGGAUUUAUUAUACAGAAUUUACAAUAAUAAAAAUUGUAAAUAUCAAUGGAAAUCAGCUGUUGAUGACAAUUAUUUUACAGAAAUAUCAAGAAGUUUGAAAUGUUGUGAUGCGAAAUUAGAAGCGCAUGCUCUUAAUACAAAUUUCGAAUUAUUACAAUUCGAAGUCAGGAGUCGAUCAAUUGAUUGGAAACGUUUAAUAAUACCAUUAAAACCAAGAGAUGAACAAUCAUGUAGAUAUCUUGGACCAAAUUUUAAUUAUAUGGGUGAACCGAUACGUAAUGCAGCUGGUCGUGGUAAUCGUCCUGAAGUUCUUCUUUGCCAUGAUAUGAUGGGAAAUUAUUUGGAAGAUAAGCAUUACAGAACAUCGAAAAAAUGGGAUGAUUAUCGAUUCUAUCAUUGGGCUGCAAUCGAUUAUUUUAAUUAUUUUAGCCAUGAGUAUGUGACGAUACCGCCCUGUGGUUGGAUAAAUGCAGCACAUUUACAUGGUGUCAAAGUUUUGGGGACAUUUAUAACGGAAGGGAAUUCAGGAACACAAAAACUUCUAUGGAUUUUAGAUCAUCAUCAGCGUAUCAAUGAAAUUUGUGACGCUUUAGUUCGUUUAUGUGAACAUUUCUAUUUUGAAGGAUGGCUAAUCAAUAUUGAAUGUAAUGUUCCAACGGAUAAAGCUAAUGAUUUAAUAUAUUUCAUUGAAACUUUACGAUUUAAAGUUUCACAAAAAAUUCCAAAUGGUGCAGUGUUUUGGUAUGAUAGCGUAUUACAUAAUGGAUCAUUAAGUUGGCAAAAUGAAAUCAAUGAUAAAAAUGUACGAUAUUUUCAUGUUUCGGAUGGUAUGCUUAUCAAUUAUAUGUGGAAUGAUAAAAGUUUAAAUGAUACAAAAACUUUGGUUCAUGAAGAAAGGCAAUCAAUUUUUAAAGUAUUUUUUGGUAUUGAUGUUUUUGGACGUGGACAAGUUGCAAAAUUUCGUUGUCGUGAAACAUUAUCAAGAAUUGCUAGAAAUGAAUUUUCUGUUGGUAUAUUUGCACCCGGUUGGACAUUUGAAACAUUACGUGAUUAUGGUUUUAAUAUUAAAAAUCCAAAUGGACAAUAUGAUGUUAAUGAUGCAUUCUUAAGACGUAAUGAAAAAUUUUGGUGGUUAUUAUGGGAAUAUUUUUGUACACAUUCAUAUACUGAACAACCAUUUUUUACGGAUUUUUGUUUAGGUUCCGGCCAUUAUACAUAUAAUCAAGGUAGUGUUGUAUUAGGUUCAUUUUUUAAUUUAAAUCGACAAAGUUUACAACCAUCUGUACCAUUAUUUGAAAUAGCUGAACGUUGUUAUGAUGAUGCUGUAUUUGGUGGUUGCUGUUUAAGAAUUAUGAAAUCGGAUGUUGUAUUACGUUUAUUUACAACAAAUUUUAAAGUUAAGAAAUUUUUUAUAUUUGCAUAUGCAUAUAAAGUACGUGAACUUGAUGGUGAAUUAGAAUGUGUUCUUAGAUUUUCAGAUGAUACAAUUAAUCCAAAUAAAGAUGGUUAUAUAUAUUGUGGUGAUUAUGGUAAUUCAUUGGGUAUACAAAGAUCAAAAUGUUUUAUAACAUCAAUUAAAAAUAAUUAUUAUGAUGAUCUAUUAGAAUUAAUGGAAAAUUCAAAUACAGCAAUAAGAAUACCAUUUGAUUUAUUAAAUAAUUGGAAAGUACGUUAUUAUGGUGUUACAUUUGAAAGUGAAGUAAAUGUUAAAGAUAUUGGUGUAUUAUAUCGUAAGAAAACAAAUAGUUAUGGUGCUAGUGCAUAUUUGGGAGCUAUUUAUUUUAAUAGUUUUUCAUUGGGUGAAGGUGGUGGACCAUACAAUUUGGAAGGAUCAAGUAAUUGGGCAAGAAUAUCAAAUCGUUUUGUUCUUAGAGAUUAAAAUAAUAAACUAAAAACAUAUUGCACCCAUACUUAUAAUGAGAACUUUUACAUUUUAAUUACUUAUAUUGUACUACUUUUUAUAAUAAAUAAUUAUUACUAUUUUAACUUCAUUAUUACUAUACAAUUUUUUUACAAUACUAGCAUUAUUGUAUUUGAAAAUUAAUAUAAUCAAUUAUCCUAUUUUAAAAAGAUUUAUACAAAUUUUUUAACAACUGCAACAAUAUUGUGAAUAAGCAAUAAAAUUUUUUUAUAUUUGGAAAAUAAAUG
Messenger RNA from Condylostylus longicornis, 2575 nucleotides. RefSeq names its product cytosolic endo-beta-N-acetylglucosaminidase (gene ENGase). Gene Ontology annotation, biological process: protein deglycosylation. The coding region runs from base 297 to 2306 and encodes 669 amino acids. Lineage: Eukaryota; Metazoa; Arthropoda; Insecta; Diptera; Dolichopodidae. Gene Ontology annotation, cellular component: cytoplasm. The record is from RefSeq and is a predicted model, not a curated record. The transcript has 5 exons. Gene Ontology annotation, molecular function: mannosyl-glycoprotein endo-beta-N-acetylglucosaminidase activity.